Molecule: messenger RNA, 4950 nt
Organism: Drosophila innubila
Lineage: Eukaryota; Metazoa; Arthropoda; Insecta; Diptera; Drosophilidae
Gene: Nrx-IV
Product: neurexin-4
Exons: 12
Coding region: 356-4201 (1281 amino acids)
Source: RefSeq, a predicted model, not a curated record
CAUCGAAACGGGCAGAGUUAAUUAUUUUUUGUAAUAAUCAAACGUGAGGCGCUCUAGAAACUUGUGCGAGUGUCGGGAAUAGUAUAGGCGUUUCUAACAAUAAUAAAAGUGAAGUUGAAUUAAAUAAAUAAGCAUCAAUUAAAGUGUUAUUUGAUCAAGUCGUUCACGUUGACGACGCCAGUGCUGCGGGGUUGGCAAAACAAGUUGCCCCUUCCUACUGGCCAAGACUUUUGGCUGCACCAUUUUAAUAAGUGCAUUUGACUGUGAAAUAGAUCUGUGAAACGCCACAUUGAAUUGAAUAUAAAUGUGUCUUUAAGUCAAUACUGAUUGGUGAUUUGUUCAAACAAAAGCCAAAAUGAGGCAGGCAAUUAGAACGACGACCACUUCAACAAUUUCCAUUUGCUGCUGCUUCUUACUGCUAAGCAGCAACAGCGUGGGAAUCGCACAAGCAGAUUCCUUUAGCGAUUACUUUUCCGACUAUGAAUGCAACCAACCGCUGAUGGAGCGUGCCGUUUUAACGGCCACUUCGUCAUUGACCCAACGUGGCCCAGAGAAUGCGCGUUUAAAUGGUAACUCCGCUUGGACGCCCGUCGAGAAUACGUAUAACCAUUUUUUAACACUCGAUCUGGGCGAGGCGGUCAUGGUGCGUAAGAUCGCCACCAUGGGACGCAUGCACACCGAUGAGUUCGUGACGGAGUACAUUGUCCAGUAUUCCGAUGAUGGCGAAUAUUGGCGCUCGUAUGUUAAUCCCACGAGUGAGCCGCAGAUGUUCAAGGGCAACUCGGAUGGCAAUUCCAUACAUUAUAAUGUAUUCGAGGUGCCCAUUAUUGCACAAUGGGUGCGGAUUAAUCCCACUCGCUGGCAUGAUCGCAUCUCCAUGCGUGUCGAGCUCUACGGCUGUGAAUACAUAUCGGAGAAUCUCUACUUCAAUGGCACUGGUCUGGUGCGUUAUGAUCUUCGUCGUGAGCCAAUUGCCUCAUCCCGGGAAUCAAUACGUUUCCGCUUCAAGACCGCCUUUGCCAAUGGCGCCAUGAUGUACUCCCGUGGCACUCAAGGCGAUUACUAUGCCCUGCAGCUGAAGGAUAACAAAAUGGUGCUGAAUCUGGAUCUGGGAUCGGGCAUUAUGACAUCGUUGUCGGUGGGCAGUCUGCUGGACGACAAUGUGUGGCACGAUGUUGUCAUCUCUCGAAAUAAGCGUGACAUUAUUUUCUCUGUGGAUCGUGUUAUUGUACGUGGACGUAUUCAGGGAGAGUUUAGUCGAUUGAAUCUGAAUCGAGAGCUGUAUUUGGGUGGAGUACCCAACGUGCAGGAGGGUCUCAUUGUCCAACAGAACUUUUCGGGUUGCCUGGAGAAUAUUUAUUUGAACUCGACCAACUUUAUACGCACUAUGAAGGACAGCUACGAUCUGGGAGAGGCUUAUGUGUACACUAAGGUGAACACCAUAUAUGCGUGUCCAUCGCCUCCAAUUUAUCCUGUUACCUUCACGACACGUCGAUCGUUUGUAAAGUUGAAGGGUUAUGAAAACUCGCAACGUUUGAAUGUCUCCUUCUAUUUCCGCACCUACGAGGAGAGCGGUGUGAUGGUGCAUCAUGACUUCUACUCUGGCGGGUUUAUCAAAGUAUUCUUGGAGUUUGGCAAAGUCAAGAUCGAUCUGGUGGCCAAGGACAAGCCACGCAUCAUUCUAGACAAUUAUGAGGAGCAGUUCAAUGAUGGCAAAUGGCAUUCGUUUGUGCUUUCCAUUGAGCGCAAUCGGCUCAUUGUCAACAUCGAUCAGCGGCCAAUGACAACGACCAAGAAUCUACAGAUAUCUACAGGACUUUUGUACUACAUCGCCGGUGGCAAGGAUAAGAACGGUUUUGUGGGCUGCAUGCGUUUGAUCUCUGUGGAUGGAAACUACAAGUUGCCUCAGGAUUGGGUGCAGGGCGAGGAAGUCUGUUGUGGUGAUGAGGUGGUUGUCGAUGCCUGCCAGAUGAUCGAUCGCUGUAAUCCGAAUCCCUGCCAACACAAGGGUGUGUGCCAUCAGAACAGCAUGGAGUUCUUCUGCGAUUGUGCGCACACAGGUUAUGCGGGCGCUGUGUGUCACACCUCCAACAAUCCUUUAUCCUGCCAGGCCCUGAAGAAUGUGCAGCACGUGCAGCAGCGUGUUAAUCUGAAUAUCGAUGUGGAUGGCAGUGGUCCAUUGGAGCCUUUUCCAGUUACCUGCGAGUUUUACUCUGAUGGACGUGUCAUAACCAUGUUGAGUCACAGCCAGGAGCACACAACGACGGUUGAUGGCUUCCAAGAGCCGGGUUCCUUUGAGCAGUCCAUCAUGUAUGAUGCCAACCAGCUGCAGAUCGAAGCUCUGCUCAAUCGCUCUCAUAGCUGCUGGCAGCGUCUAAGCUACUCCUGCCGUUCCUCGCGUCUCUUCAACUCUCCCUCUGAAGCUGGUAACUUCCGUCCCUUCUCGUGGUGGAUUUCGCGCAACAAUCAACCUAUGGAUUAUUGGGCAGGUGCUUUGCCCGGUUCGCGUAAAUGCGAGUGUGGAAUCUUGGGCAAAUGUCACGAUCCGACCAAGUGGUGUAAUUGUGACUCCAAUUCCCUGGAGUGGAUGGAGGAUGGCGGUGAUAUACGUGAAAAGGAGCAUCUGCCAGUGCGUGCCGUUAAAUUUGGUGACACUGGAACGCCGCUGGACGAGAAGCAAGGUCGCUACACGCUUGGACCCAUGCGCUGCGAGGGAGACGAUCUCUUUAGCAAUGUGGUUACGUUCCGUAUAGCCGAUGCCUCAAUUAAUUUGCCUCCCUUUGACAUGGGACACUCGGGUGAUAUCUAUUUGGAGUUCCGCACCACACAGGAGAAUGCCGUACUGUUCCAUGCCACUGGACCCACGGAUUAUAUCAAGUUGAGCUUGAAUGGCGGCAACAAACUGCAGUUCCAGUAUCAAGCAGGCAGCGGUCCGCUGGGAGUUAAUGUGGGCACCAGCUAUCAUCUGAAUGACAACAACUGGCAUACGGUGAGCGUCGAGCGUAACCGAAAGGAAGCGCGUCUGGUUGUUGAUGGCUCCAUAAAGGCGGAAGUGCGCGAACCACCAGGCCCAGUACGUGCUCUUCAUCUCACCUCGGAUUUAGUCAUUGGUGCCACAACCGAGUACCGCGAUGGCUACGUCGGCUGCAUCCGUGCGCUGUUACUCAAUGGCAAAAUGGUGGAUCUGAAGCAGUAUUCAAUGCGUGGUUUGUAUGGCAUCAGCACCGGCUGUGUAGGACGCUGUGAGUCAAGUCCUUGCCUCAACAACGGCACCUGUAUUGAGCGCUACGAUGGUUACAGCUGCGACUGCCGUUGGAGCGCCUUCAAAGGGCCCAUUUGUGCAGAUGAGAUUGGCGUCAAUUUGCGUUCCAGUUCUAUUAUACGCUACGAGUUUGAAGGCUCCUUCCGCUCCACAAUUGCUGAGAACAUACGCGUGGGCUUUACAACGACCAUACCUAAGGGUUUCCUGCUGGGAUUCUCUUCGAAUUUAACUGGCGAAUAUCUGACUAUACAAAUCUCAAAUUCAGGUCACUUGCGUUGCGUCUUUGAUUUUGGCUUUGAGCGUCAGGAAAUCAUAUUCCCUAAGAAGCAUUUUGGUCUUGGUCAAUAUCACGAUGUGCGAUUUAUGCGCAAGAAUAGUGGAUCAACGGUGGUGCUGCAAGUGGAUAACUACGAGCCUGUGGAGUAUAACUUUGAUAUUAAGGCCUCGGCGGAUGCGCAGUUUAAUAACAUUCAAUACAUGUACAUUGGCAAGAACGUUUCGAUGACUGACGGUUUUGUUGGUUGUGUGUCGCGUGUGCAAUUCGAUGAUAUUUAUCCUCUCAAGCUGAUGUUCCAACAGAAUCCUCCCAAUAAUAUCAAGUCCCUGGGCACUCAAUUGACCGAAGACUUUUGCGGCGUUGAGCCGGUAACGCAUCCACCCAUUGAAAUUGAGACCAGGCCACCGCCAUUAGUGGAUGAGGAGAAGCUACGCAAGGCUUACAAUGAAGUGAAUUCUGUGCUGCUCGCACUCUUGCUUGUCAUACUUUUCCUGUUGCUCUUACUAAUGUUCUUCCUGAUUGGUCGCUAUCUGCACCGACAUAAAGGCGAUUAUUUGACGCAUGAAGAUCAUGGCGCCGACGGAGCUGAUGACCCCGAUGAUGCUGUGCUCCAUUCGACCACAGGUCACCAGGUCAGGAAGCGUACAGAGAUUUUCAUCUAAGUUCAAACAUCACAAGAUCCGCAAUUCUGUUGAAAAUCAAUUGCCUUAAACAAACAAACAACAGCAACUCACAAAGGAGUCAUUGGACUUAUUCAAAAAUAUGUACACACACAAUCAAACAAAUUAGAAUAUGAAUAUGAUAUGAUAAUAUAUUAUCAAGGCUUUUUCCAAACACUGCCAAUUAUAUUGGGCAAGUUUAAUGCUUCAAAUUUGGUUAACAAUUGGUUGCUAUUUACAUACUUACCUUAUCAUAUUUUACCGUUUUAAUUUUGUUGUUUAAUGGCAUUCUAUUUUAUUUUACUUUUGUACUUCGAACUUUGAAAUCUCAAUAGUCAUCCAAAACCGUCCAUUUUUGUUUAGUUGACUUUUAUACAUAUUUUGUUUACCAAAUUAAGUUAAGUCCCCGUCAACCAGCCAAUUACAUUUAUGUACUGUACAAUUUUACAUAAAUACAUAGACAUUCCAUUAUAUUUAAUACGAACUUUUUCUCUCUAUAUACUUAUAAUGUAAAUCAUUUCAAAUGUCUUCUAAUUUACAAAAAGAUAAAAACGAAACAAGUGAAUCAUUUUGUAGUAAAACGAAAUGCUAAGUUUUAAACAUUUAGUAACAAAAUGAAAACGAAUUGUAUUUUUGGAAAAUGCAAUUGCAUAUUUGAAAUAUACUUUAACAUAUGUAUAUAUGGAAAGAACUAUUAUAUACACUGUGUGUUUACACAGACACUGACAUAAUAAAGAAUUUUCAAAUUUCAA